Molecule: messenger RNA, 6570 nt
Organism: Varanus komodoensis (Komodo dragon)
Lineage: Eukaryota; Metazoa; Chordata; Lepidosauria; Squamata; Varanidae
Gene: KLHL34
Product: kelch like family member 34
Exons: 2
Coding region: 245-2035 (596 amino acids)
Molecular function (GO): protein binding
Source: RefSeq, a predicted model, not a curated record
CCUGGGGGAACAAGAGCUAAACUUAUCUAAGGGUGAAAGACAGAGCUUGGACAAAAGUUGCGGCAAAGUUCAACUCCCUUCCUUCCUCACCGGCAGCCACAGGAGGUCUAUUUGACCACCUUGAAGAGAAGGAAAAGCCACAAGAGAUAUCUGAGCUGACAAAGCAUCACUUAAUGACAUCUGGUUCCUGUAACUGUCACCUGAUACUGGACAGCAAGAAGUUUAGAGCACUUUGUUCUGCCCAAUGGCUUACUUCCUGUCUUACUGCAAAGGCCACUGUAAAACUGUGCUGUCUCAGUACCAAACCCUCCGAGCUGAAGGCUUGCUAUGCGACAUUUUGCUGAAGGUGAAAGAAAAUGAGUUUCCUGCUCACAAGUCUCUGUUGGCCUGUUCUAGUGACUAUUUCAGGGCCAUGUUCAAGAGUUAUACCAAAGAAUCCAAGGCAGCCAUCAUUCACCUGCACGUCAUCUCAGCCACUGGUUUGCAACAUGUGCUGGAUUUCAUUUAUACCUCCUGGUUGCCUUUGUCAUUUGCCAGUUUGGAAGAUACUUUGGAAGCUGCUACUUACUUGCAGGUAACUGAAGCAAUUGGCUUGUGCAGCCAAUAUCUUUCUACCAAUCUUACUCUGGAGAACUGCUGCUUUUCUGCCAAUGUUGCCACAAAAUUCUAUCUUCCAGAUGCUUUAUCAGCGGCACAAAAGUUUCUUAUUGUCAACCUGUGGAAGCUCUUGGACCUGGAUUUUGCAGGACUUCUGGAACUGAACUUUCAGUCACUGAAGGCAGUAGCAGAAUCUCCUGAUGUUUCCAUGGUAAAAGAAUCUCAUUUGCUAGAUUUGUUACUGAAGUGGCUGAAACAUGAUGCACGGAGAUUAGCACAUACAACUAACCUCCUGGAACAUGUAAGAUAUGGUCUGAUUCCAGUGGAAGAGCUAAGAAAAAUCUAUACUCAGUCAGAAGUGCCUCUAACAGCUCCCAUCAAAUGUUUAAUUAUUAAAGCAAUAAACUAUCAUUCAGUUAUCUUUAAACAGCCUAUCCUGCAGGAUAAGUACAGCACUUUGCGAAACCAGAAGACACGGAUUAUACUGCUUGGAGGAAUGAUUGCAAAUGAAGGACCUUCCAAAGAUGUGGUGGCUUUUGACGUUUACAAUCACAAAUGGCAAAUUUUAACUCAGGCGCAGGACAGAGUCCAAAAUCACUGUGUGUGCACUAUUGGAAACUUUCUGUAUGUACUAGGUGGAGAAAUAGAAGAUUUGCAAUGUGAUCCUAAAAGCCCCACGUCAACAGUUACAAACAAAGUCCGUCGCUAUGAUCCCAGGUUUAACAAUUGGAUACAAACUUCAGGAAUGUUGGAAAAAAGAUGCCAAUUUUCUUGUUGCAUCUUUGAUAACAAGAUCGUUGCAAUUGGUGGGAAAGGUGAUGGUGGAUCAAUGCAUUCAUCUGUUGAAGUCUACAAUGUUGGUAGAGACACAUGGACAAAAGUUCGAGAUUUGCCACACAAAAUGCACGGUCAUGCUUGCACUGUUUGCAAGGACAUCAUUUAUAUAUCAGGCGGCAAGUAUGCAGAUCAAAGUAACACAAGUAAGGAUUUGUAUUCCUUGAGUACACUAGGAGGAGGAUGGGAAAAGCAAGCCUCAAUGAGCGUUGCUCGCUUUGGGCAUCAGAUGGCCACAAUCAGAGAUACCGUCUAUACUUUUCUGGGGCUUUAUGAACCAUUCUCUGAAAUUGAAAAAUACAAUCCUGACCAGAAUCAAUGGACUCGACUAAGACCACUGAUUUAUGAUCGAUUUAGUUAUGGUUUAGCGAUAGUGGAGGAAACUGCCCUUCUCAUUGGGGGGAAGAAAUGGCAAGACUCCCAGGAGAUUCCAACUCAAGAUGUGGUGGGCUAUGAUAUAGACAAUGACUGUUGGGAAGACAUCUGCAAGGCCUUGUUACCUUGGUAUGGAUUACAGUGUGCAGUGCUACAGCUUUCUGAAUCAGAGGAUGCUAAAGACAUUCAGCAGCAGAAGAAACCAACUGCCGAGGUCACAUCUCAUUGAAACUUGAUCCAAAAGGAUAAUUCAAAGGGCACAACAUCUUCAGGAUUUCUAUAGAUUAAAAACUUAAUUUUAUUUUUAAGAGGUAAUGUUGUAAAACAGCAAAUGUGCUUGAACUUUAUGAUAUUUCAAAGCACACUCAAAGUUGCUUGGGUCACAGAUCAAAACUGUGUUGCCAUUAAAAGUUGUAAAUUAGUACAUGUGCAGAUAAUUUGUCUUCACUGAUAAAUUGGGAAUGGAUGCUUGAUUAGAGAACAGGUGGCAUAAAAGAGAAUUCUGGUAAUCCAACUUUUAAAUAUUCUUGAUUCAAGAAUUAAGAUGAAAGGAAAACUUAUUCCUGUGUAUUAGCUCUUGGCCCAUCAUUAAAAUGCAUUUUUAAAGGUUUGUAUAUUAUAGGGCUAAUUUAAAAUGGGAAUGGAAGAAAGAUGAAGAUGUCAUUAAAGGCUUUACCCCCUAAGAAUGCACCUUUUGACAGUUUGGGAAGCAAGCAGGCUGUUAAACAAGGAAAAAUGACAAGUAGUCAUUUUCUCCCUCUGAUUUGACUUCAUGACAUUAUAUAGACAAAGCUAAUUGCUUUAUCUUGUUAUCAGGAAGUCUAUUUAGCACAAAGGCCUUUGGUUCCAUGAUAUUGCCACACAGUCUAAUCUGAUUGACUGUAACAGCAUUACACAAGGGCAUCGCCUGCGUGAUGCCUUCGUUGACAUGCAUCAUCUCAGGGCAGCACCAAUUGGUUAGUUAAAAGUGGUGCUGAAUAUCCAAACUGGACACCGCAUGCCAAAAAGAUAAGUGAGAGUUUUCAAUCCCCAGAGCUUUGCUCCCUGCUGUUAUUUUGGUGAAAUUAUUGGAGCGAAAUUAUUGGAGCAGCGCACCUCAAUGAAAAAUUACACUAACAUUAACUGCUAAAUUAAAGCCAAAAACUUAUCAGUAUGUGAAAUUAUUAUAAGAUUGAGUAGACCGUGCAGCAGUGGUGUCCCAAGCUAUUCAAGAAAUAAUAUUCUGCAUUAUCUGCCCUUCUGGAUCAAGCUAGAGGGAUUUUUUCCCCCAAGACACUAAUAAAAGCUGCCUAUGCAUAUCUGAAUCACACAUCUUUCAACGAGGGGGACAACUUGUUCUUUUGGCUCUUUUGACCUUAUUGCCAUAGUAAGACAAUUAUAAACUGUAUAGUUUUAAGCUACACUGAUUGACCAAUAAGGUUUGCAAGCGUGAUACUUUAAUGUAUAUUUAAUUUAAUUUAUAAUUACAAAAAUAAUUUAUAUUUUGAAAUUACUGUGAAACUCAUUUUACAUGAUUAUUAGUAUGAAAUGUCCUAUCCAACAGACAUGAGAAAGCUCUCUAGGCUACAUUGGCAUCAUUUCAAGCUAAACCAUCUUGCAAGAGGAAGACUGUAUGUUAUAAUGCUGCCUUCACCAAGAUAAUCUGUAGGCAGAAUAACAUAGCAACAGGUCACCAUCGUGAUGGCCAAGUCCUGAAAAUAUGUCGGCAAGACCUUGCUCUGUCCAUUGUGGUACAGCCUGCUAGGAAGAUGCAGUAUAUGCUCAUUCCAAAUUCCUGUACAAUUCCCCACAUAGUCACAAGUUACUCGCACAAGUACCAGGCCCGUUGCUAUCAUUCUCCUACACAGAAAAUACUUUGGCAUAAUAAGAAACAAGAAUAACUUAUUUUAUCUUGAAUAAAUAAGUAAUUUUAAAAAAAUAAAGGAGUUUCUAAGCUUGUUCUAUCUGUUGCUGAUAUGUGGGGUUUUCUGCUUUAUUGUUUAGGAUCUUGAACAAUGUAUUUGCUGUUGAUCAUGAUAAGAAUUAUACUGUGGUUUUAUGGCAUUAUUGUAUUUUUUUAUCUGUCAGCCAACUGUUGAGUCGUUUGGGACUGUGUUGCAGGGUCAGAAGUAAUAAAACAGUAAAAAAUGUAUGUGGGUAAAUUUUAGCCAAUGCAUAGGUGUGUGAACCUGUGGUUGGUCACACUUUCAUGCAUAUGUAGAUGCCGUGGAAAGCCUUGAAUCAUCUCAGGUUCUUGGCACGUGUGAACUGACAUAAAUAGGCAUGUGAGCAAUUGGUAAAAGUGCAAAUCUGCUUUUAUUCACCCCGCAAGGACUUUAUGUGAAUUGAAGUAUAUGGAUGGAAUGCAAUGGAAUUCAUAGCAUUGCUCAGCCCAUGCGACCUACCCCAUCUUCCCUUUCUAUCCGGAGAAAUAGCAGUCUGCAGGCGUCUGCAUUUGUCUGCAUGUUAUUUUGAACUUCCUAAUCAUUAGGGAGGUUAUGGAACAAUAUCCAUUUAAAUUAAAGAAUUUGUAAAUGUAACAGGAAGAUUCUUGUAGGACUCUUAAGCAAUCCUUCCUUGUGAAGCUCAGUUUUGAAGGUAUUUCUGAAAUUUUCUAAUUCAUUUGCAUUAUCUAUUUAUCAAAUGGAAGGGUGGGGAGAGAAAGAGGCCCAACAAGAGUCUAAAACCAAGGUUUAGACCAAAUAUCAAGAUUCAUUUCAGGUCAAGCAUUUUUAUGUGAGAAAUAUACAAAAUUGCACAAAUGAUAACAAACAAGUCAUGCAGUCAAGUUUUUUUUUUUAUACAAACAAAUUUUCUGUAGAUGAUAUAAACAUUGUACUAGACCUGGAAUUCUAUACAAAUCUUAAUGCACGAUUUGUCCAUUCAGGCUCAACUGAAUACAGACUUACGGAAAAUUAGCUGCAAAAAGGCCACUCUCCUGUACAGUUGUGCAAAGUCUGCAAGAUGCUUGCAAUCCAAAAUGCAGUUAUAAAGAAAUAAUCCUUUGAUCCUUAUUUUAGUCUGGAGAGCAGAAAAAUAUCAGUGCUCUCAAAGUUUAAAAGUACAUUCACUGAGCUAAACAGGCUAUAGCUGGAAGCUAGCUGAGAGAAUACAACCUCUUAGAAAGAAUCAUUUUAAAAGACUUACCCUCUUUGUGUCAGUAUUUAUCAGUUCAUAUCUCAACUCCUCACAUGUGAAGAAAAGCAUUCAGAAGACAUGUGAUCGUUUUUGUCAUGCUAAGUCAUGACAAAAAUCAAGGUGGUGAUGAAGGGCGAAAAUAAGUGAUUUAGAAUUUGCCUCUUACAUCCUAAACCAGGAACAGAUGAGGUUCACCACACAUAUGUCUACCUCUGCAGUACUCCCACUUGUUGGGAGAAUGGCCAUAUUAAAUGGGACUAAUUCUCAGGGCUAAAUCUGUGGCAUGCACAUCCUUAAAUAAAUGCAGCCAGUCUCCUAAAAUGUGAUGUCGUAUCGUGGCAGUAGAUUCCUUUGCAAGCAUCUGGACUGAACUUGAUGACUUUGAAUUCUAUCAGAAAACAACCUGAUUUUUUUAUUUUUAUUUUUUGCUAUGCUUACACCAGGGCAAUUCUGACUAAAGGCUGCUUGGACAACACAGUAUUCUCAAGCUUUGGAUCACCUUCUUUUCAAGGGUUAAGAUAUGCGGGGCAAAUGGCAGCCUUCCUUUCCCCAUUACCAUGCUUCACCUGCUAGCAUCCUCAUGCCCUUCCUUGCUACCAUGGAGAUGGCUUUGAUCUUCAGCCCAGCUGCUAUGGGGAGGACAUCCACCUGUCCACCCUAUCCUCACAUGGGAGCCAUCAGCUCAUGCUUGCUGUUGCUCUGUGGAAGGAGGCGGCAAAAUGAGUCAGAGCUUCUCAAUUUCAUCUCAGCUUGCCCCUGAAACAGCAGCAGAAGUUAACGGGGAGAAAGUUGUGCUAAUGUUAUAUUCCCACCCUCUCCCUAAAGCAUGUCAGUGCAUCGUACUAUAAUGUAGAGAUACUGAUACAAGACUGACAUGGAUCAUACUUUCCCCCUUUAUUUUUGCACCCCGGCUAUAGAUUCCAUAGGUUUAAAUUAGGGACAAGGGAUCACUUCUGUAACAAUUUCACCUCUGUCAUCCUUCCUUGAAAUGAACUGAACUUACUAUAAUUUCAGUUCCAGAAGCAAAGGAUGACUGUUCAGAAGACAUAAUGGGAAAGAUGGCCAGAGAAUGAGGAGAGACGGGAAUACACACUGUGAUUAAGUAUAUUGCAACCCACACUUUCAGAUGUGGCUUGUACUCUGUCAGUCCAUACCUGAACGAUCUGUGCUGCAAUCGCAUUGGAAACUCACAGAACUUGGUAACUUCACAUCAGCACUUGAGAAAUAGCAGCAGGAUGGGGAAAGGAAUAUAACAUCGGGAAGAAUGAAUGAGAAUACACCCAUUUGGAAACGCAGUGGGAAACACUCUUAGGCAUACAUGAAAAAAUAGUGUUGAGCAGUGCUGGUUAGAUCUUGCUACUUGGGUUAACAUGCUCAUCAGCUUCACAAAAAAAGUUAUUUGUUAUAGGUUAGUCUGGAUCUGAUUUUGAUGUGUGAGAGUCCUUUUGACCCUUCGUGCUGCUCAAAGAAGCUAUUUGCAAUUGAAAGUAUUUAAAGUAAUUCCUUGGAAACUUGAUUAAAAUGUCCAGAACAUUCACGGGGUGUGUGCCUUGUGAGAUUGUUGUAUUGUGCACUUUACUGACUGUUUUUCUCCACACACAAAAUGGAAUCUUGAGUAAAUUAAUAAACAGAUUUGCCUUAUCCCCA